GAGGAGUCAGCGCGUGUGUUGUUGUUGAAGAUGCGGAAACAACAUCAGAAACAACAACAACCUGCAUUUUGAUCCACCGGGAUAUUUGCACGCGGAGGGAGCAGCAUGCCUUGGUUCAGGAGGAGGAUGAAAAUGUUCCAACUUAGAGAGACACCCUGAAGUUUACUGACUUACUGUGGGGACUACCUCUGUGCUAUGCAUCGGCUGAUUUUGACACCAUUCCGCGGAACUAACGGGUUUGGUUGGACCUGAGUCAUCAUGUCAAAAGUCAUUCAGAAGAAGAACCACUGGAUUACCAAAGUGAACGAGUGCGCGGUUGUCCGGGACGCGUGUGGGGAGCUGAAUGUGGAGCUGCGCGGCGGAGCGGAGAAUGGAGAGUUUCCAUACAUUGGGCAACUUAGAGAGGAUGCUGUGGUUUACCAGGACGGUAAACUCUGCGAGGGGGAGCUGCUCCUGGAGGUUGAGGGGCUGUCUGUGUCUGGAUUACCCCUGUAUGACAUUUUAACUUUGAUGAAGUGCUGCAAAGGUCCCGUCAGGUUGAAAACUGUGCGUCAAGGUCACAAGCUCAACAAGGACCUGAAGCACUACCUGAGCUUGAGGUUUCAAAAGUCUUCGCCCGACCACGAGCUGCAGAAGACUAUCCGAGCCAAUCUGUAUCGCCAUGCUGUGCCUUGUACAACCCGCGCCCCUCGAGACGGUGAGGUCCCAGGGGUGGAUUACAACUUCCUAUCUGUGGAGGACUUCCUAGAACUUGAGGAGAGUGGCACACUACUGGAAAUAGGAACGUAUGAAGGUAACUAUUAUGGGACCCCCAAGCCGCCAAGGCAGCCCAUCAUUGGGACAGUGAUUCUCAGUGAUGCAGGCUCCCGGCAGUCCACCCCAAAGCGCACCAAGUCCUACAAUGACAUGCAAAACGCCCGAGUAGUGCCUGCUGACGACGACGAUGACGACCAGGCCACGGAAAUGAACAACAGUUUUACAGGUAACCCUAACGACCAGGACGAGAGCCGUGGCGGCAUCCUCCGGCCGUACCCCGCACGUGACAAUGCUCCAUCCUGUGGUCUGAACAAUGCUGUCACCUCCACCGCAGACAGUGGGCAGCAGACCCUCGCAGAACCGCAGGUCUCUCCAGAAGACCCGCUGGGACCGCUGCCUGAAAACUGGGAGAUGGCCUACACCGAGAAUGGAGAACUUUACUUCAUAGACCACAACACAAAGACCACAUCCUGGCUGGAUCCUCGGUGUAGAGACAAAGCCUCCAGGCCUCUGGAAGAGUGUGAUGAUGAUGAAGAAGGGAUACAUACGGAGGAGCUGGAGAGCGAUUUAGAGCUGCCUCCAGGAUGGGAGAGAAUAGACGACCCAGUGUACGGGGUGUAUUAUGUAGAUCAUAUAAACAGGAAGACACAGUAUGAGAACCCAGUGGUGGAGGCGCGGCGUCGGAAAAUCCUGGAGCAGCAGCAGCAGCCGCAGCCUCCAGAAGAGUGGAUAGAGGAGCACUCCUCAGCAGCGGCUCCUCUGGCAAACUACGCUCCAAACCACCUGGAGACCUACAGGGACCCGCAGGUGCCGCCAGCUCUACCUCCCGGCCCUGCGGGAGUCAAACGAGGGAAGCCUUUCUUCACAAGAAACCCAGCAGAGCUGAAAGGAACCUUCAUCAACACAAAGCUGAAGAAGAGUCGCCGCGGCUUCGGCUUCACUGUGGUUGGAGGUGACGAGCCAGAUGAGUUUCUGCAGAUCAAAAGUUUGGUGCUGGACGGGCCUGCAGCUGUGGAUGGCAAGAUGGAGACAGGUGAUGUGAUAGUCAGUGUGAAUGACACCAUUGUACUGGGCUACACCCACGCUCAGGUGGUGAAGAUCUUCCAAUCCAUCCCCAUCGGCUCCAUGGUGGACCUGGCCUUAUGCCGUGGCUACCCGCUGCCCUUUGACCCCGAUGACCCCAACACCAGUCUGGUGACCUCAGUGGCGAUCUUGGACAAGGAGCCUAUCAUCGUCAAUGGGCAGGAGACAUUUGACUCGCCUUCCAACCAGGCUGGACCCGUUAACGGCAUGAGGGAGCCCCGGCCGCACAGCCCCUCAGCCGAGGUGGCGUCUAACGGUUCGCACGGCUACACCAGCGAUGUGGUCACCCUGGCCUCAUCCAUAGCCACUCAGCCUGAGCUGAUCACCAUCCACAUGGAGAAGGGAGACAAAGGAUUCGGCUUCACCAUCGCCGACAGCCUCACGGGAGGAGGGCAGAGGGUCAAGCAGAUAGUGGACUAUCCGCGCUGCCGUGGCCUAAAGGAGGGGGACAUUCUGAUGGAGGUCAACAAGCGAAACGUCCAAAAUAUGAGCCACAACCAGGUGGUGGACCUGCUGAGCAAAUGUCCCAGAGGCAGCGAGGUCACCAUGCUCGUGCAAAGAGGAGUGGUACCAGCCAAGAGGAGUCCGAAGCUGGUGCACCAGUUAGAGAGGAAAGACAGCCAGAGCAGCUCCCAGCACAGUGUGUGCAGCCAUCGCAGCACCCACACCGAUUCUCCAAGCCACCCACCCUCUGCCAUGCCCAGUGAGGCUGUGGCUCCCACUCCUGCUGCCCCCACCCAGCCUCUGCCAGGCCUGCCCCCUCAGGACCCUGCAGAUGGCACCCUCACCCUUCAGAAGAAACCAGACCCCUUUAAGAUCUGGGCGCAGUCCAGGAGCAUGUACGAGAGCCGACUGCCAGAUUGCCAGGAGCAGGACAUUUUCCUUUGGCGGAAGGAUACAGGCUUCGGCUUUCGCAUCCUGGGAGGAAAUGAGCCCGGGGAGCCUAUCUACAUCGGGCACAUAGUGAAGUACGGGGCAGCAGAUGAGGACGGGCGCCUGCGGUCGGGCGAUGAGCUCAUCUGUGUGGACGGCACGGCGGUGGUGGGCAAGUCUCACCAGCUGGUGGUGCAGCUGAUGCAGCAGGCUGCCAAACAGGGCCAUGUCAACCUCACUGUCAGACGCAAGAGCCCCGGAUACGGAGUGUCAAAAGGAGAAGGUGACGUCCCUCCAUCACCGGCCUCCUCCCACCACAGCAGCACCCAGGCACCUAGUCUGACAGAGGGCAAGCGGACCCCCCAGGGGAGCCAGAACUCGCUCAACACUGUCAGCUCUGGCAGCGGAUCUACCAGUGGCAUAGGCAGCGGCGGCGGAGGUGGCAGCGGGAGUGCGGUGGUGCCUGCCUCCCUGCAGCCGUACGACGUGGAGAUCCAGCGCGGAGAGAACGAGGGCUUCGGUUUCGUCAUUGUGUCAUCUGUUUCCAGGCCUGACGCUGGCACCACCUUUGCUGGAAAUGCUUGUGUGGCCAUGCCCCACAAAAUAGGCCGCAUCAUUGAGGGCAGCCCGGCGGACCGCUGCGGGAAGCUGAAAGUCGGGGACCGAAUAUUGGCUGUCAACGGCUGCUCCAUCACCAACAAGUCACACUCGGACAUUGUCAACCUGAUCAAGGAAGCCGGGAACACAGUCUCGCUCAGGAUCAUCCCUGGUGAUGAAUCUUCCAAUGCUUCUCUGCUGACCAAUGCUGAGAAGAUAGCUACCAUCACCACCACACAUACACCUCAACAGUCCACAGAGUUACGGAAUAACUCAAAGUCGAAAGGAGCACCUCCUCCUCCACCCACACAAACUCAGACAACACAGGAUGCCGAGUUCUACUCUGUGGACCUCGAGCGUGACAGUAAAGGUUUCGGCUUCAGCCUUAGAGGUGGACGGGAGUACAACAUGGACCUGUAUGUGUUGAGACUAGCGGAGGAUGGGGCUGCUGUCAGAAAUGGAAAGAUGAGGGUGGGAGAUGAGAUCCUGGAGAUUAAUGGUGAGAGCACAAAGAACAUGAAGCAUUCACGUGCCAUUGAACUGAUCAAGAACGGUGGUCGGAGGGCGCGGCUGGUCCUCAAACGGGGAGAUGGAUCUGUACCUGAAUAUGACGGCAGCAGUGACAGGCACCCUCCCACACCCGGGGCACAAAACACUCCGGAAGUGAGAACGCUGCCACCCAACAGCCGAUAUCACACCUCAUUGGAGUCCAGUUAUCCACCAGACCUUCACAAACCAUCACGCCAGGAGGAGGCUGCGCGUGGCCGAGACAGGGACAGGGACAGGGCUGGGUCAGAUCAGAUGGACUACCAAGGCCGGCAAUUUAACCCCCACCAUCAUCACACUUGGAAUAACAAUCACAGUCAAAGUACCCCCAGACAGCAGUCUCCAGACAACAGUAUCAGCAGUAGCAGUGGCAACAAGAAGAGCCGAGGCCGCAAAGUCAAGAAGUCAGAGUCGGAGAGCGGCAUCUCUAAACUCCUAAAGACUCUGAGGAAAGACAGCUCGGGGAAGAAGGCUGCAGCUGCUGAGAAACUGAGGGGACGAGAGCUCUCAAGCAGCAGUUCUACUUUGGACGGGAGGUUUCGUCCGCAGCGACGCGGCUCCCUUGACCGCUCACCAACCCGAAAGCGCGCCUCAUCUCCUGAUCGCCGGCGGGCCAAGUCGAUGGACCGCAGGGCAGAGCGAGCACAUCGGGACCAUACACCUGAGAGGGAGUACGAUGAUGGAGGGUUCCUCGCAGUCACUCCUGAACGCAAGUUCUAUGAGCGGAGGCUCCUCAAGGACUCACAGAUGGCUGGGCGAGUCAGGGAGACCACAACCCCUGAGCGCACCAACAACAACGGAGAUUCCUUGUCUCUUUCCAGGGGCCGUACUUGUGAUAGAGCCACGAAGAACGGAAACCUCCUGAGAGACUCUUCCUCAGAGAGGACGGAGGAGAGAUAUCGGCUGAACGGGACACCGGAGAGACGAUACAGAGUGGAGCGGGACUCUUCCCCUGACAGCACCUACAGCCGGGACGAGCUGAACUAUGCAGCAGCACCCAGACUGAAGGAAUAUUACAACAUGAUGAAGAACAACGCUGCACACAACAAUGCUGCCUACAACAACACAGGCCAUAACAAUAACACAGUAGGUCGCAGCCCAAACCAGCUCCCUGAGCCCAAAAGAAGGCUGUACAAAGAAAGCCCCAAAGACCUCAGCAUCUAGAGCAGAGCAGAGAUCCCCCUCGCCACUCUCUCCUCUAUCUGUGCAAACUACAGUAUGUACCAUACACUGGAAUUGGACUUCUGAGGAUACUAACUCUUGUGCUUUAUUUGGUCAACUGGUGUAUUGAUUGAUUUGAUUGACUUAACUACUUGUGAUCCCAGCCAGAGAUUGAUAAAACAGCAGGAGUACAAUCCUUCUAUCAGUUCAUACUGGUUGUUUUGUCAUUGUUAUAGUUAUUUUGAACAUAACAGAGGUUGUUGUACUAUAGUAAAAGGUAUUGUAUGUGCCUGCAUAUGAAAUCAGUGAUAUUGCUUUUUGUAGGCAUUGCUGAAUCUAAAUAUUUGUUCCCUCAGAGGUAUGAAACAUGCUUCCAGUUGUGGUAACUUCUAACUAACUACUAAGCUUGUUUUCAACUUGUUUUUAGAUGUCUUUUCCAUUCCUGAAUCGCUUUACUGAACAAACUAUAGCACAAGACACUGAUGGUUCACAAGAACUGUGAAAAUCACGUUGGACUUAAGGCAAAAAUCUAAAUUUAAAAUCUGAUGGUAAAACUAGAGUGAUGAUUAUAUAAAUAAUAUAUGACUUUUUUGCUCACUAUUUAUUUUUUAAUUUGGCACAUAAUCUUGAGCAAGCUUCGUAAAACCUUUAAGGACCAAGGUAGAAGUGCACACUGUACCUGGGAAAGCAUGCUGUACCCUUACUUGUGUUGCAUCGAUGAAAUGUGUGGCAGCUCACCGCCCUUUGCCUAAAUACACUCAACCCACCUCUGAAAUUAAGAAAGGAAUCAGACAACUGGUGUGAAAAUUGGCAAUGGGGUUAUUAGUUUCUCCCUUUGAGUAGGAUUAUAAAAUAACUUCAAUACUCUGGCCCUUUGUUCCUUAGUGUGUACUGAUGUAGCUGGGAAGGAACCUGACUCACUUUCAUCUACAGGCAAAAUUGAUCCAGUAGACUCUCUGUUGUGGGAAAAUGGGAGUUAUCUAAAUUUGUUGCUCAUCUAAAUUUCAAUUACGUACUUUAGAUGAGUCUGCAUUAUGCCACAACACCAGCUUAAAGUUGCCAUAAAAUAUGAUUUUUCAGAUAUGCCAAAAAAAGAAGUUAAAAAAAAAAAAA
Seriola dumerili (greater amberjack) is the source of this 6129-nucleotide messenger RNA. Its product is annotated as membrane-associated guanylate kinase, WW and PDZ domain-containing protein 1-like. Gene Ontology annotation, cellular component: cytoplasm. Bases 259 to 5019 code for a protein of 1586 amino acids. Gene Ontology annotation, biological process: signal transduction. Gene Ontology annotation, molecular function: protein binding. Lineage: Eukaryota; Metazoa; Chordata; Actinopteri; Carangiformes; Carangidae. The transcript is spliced from 23 exons. The record is from RefSeq and is a predicted model, not a curated record.